Molecule: messenger RNA, 558 nt
Organism: Debaryomyces hansenii CBS767
Lineage: Eukaryota; Fungi; Ascomycota; Pichiomycetes; Serinales; Debaryomycetaceae
Product: mitochondrial 37S ribosomal protein bS21m
Exons: 1
Coding region: 1-558 (185 amino acids)
Biological process (GO): mitochondrial translational initiation; translation
Cellular component (GO): ribosome; mitochondrial small ribosomal subunit
Molecular function (GO): structural constituent of ribosome
Source: RefSeq, a predicted model, not a curated record
AUGUUCAGCAAUAUAGUCAACAAAAGAUUUUCUGGCGUUGUCAAUAGAGGGUUGGUUAGCAGACCGCCAUUCGGCGUCACAUCAGUUCGUUUCAACUCAAGCUUUGAUGAGCUCGCAAAGGCCAUGAAACAACAAACCAACAAGAAGGAAGACAAUAACAAGGACAGGAAUUCAAAUGCUAUCAGCGACAUAGAUAACUUGUUGUCCAGCACUUUUGACUUCCAAAGCAAUUCUCAUUACUCCAAUAAGUCGAAUGACUACAUACUCGACAACUCGUUAAAGCAUCCUCGUGAUGUGGCCAAGUCCAUCCGGUUACAAGGUCCUAUUGCUGGAAGAAGUGUUGACGUGCAAUACGGUAACUUCAAUCGUGCACUCGGGGGAAUUUUCACCGUUGUUAAGAGUAACAAGAUUAGAUAUCUCCAGAAGGUGCAAUCAAGAUUUAUUCCACCUGCGAAGUACAGAAAACAAAAGAAGAGAGAAUGGUGGAGACGUAAGUUCGCUCAAGGCUUUAAGGAGUUGAUGUCUCAAGUCAGAGAUGCGAAGAGAAGAGGGUACUAA